UGGCCCAGACGGUUCAGUCUGUCAUCUAAAAUACAAUUAAAGGAAUAGUUCCCCCAAAAAAGAAAAUUAUGUCAUUAAUAACUCACUCUCAUGUCAUUCCAGACCCGUGAGACCUCCGUUCAUCUUCUGAACACAGUUUAAGAUAUUUUAGAUUUAGUCCGAGAGCUUUCUGUCCCUCCAUUGAAGCUGUGUGUACGGUAUACUGUCCAUAUCCAGAAAGGUAAUAAAAACAUCAUCAAAGUAGUCCAUGUGAGUAGUCCACGGUGUGUGUGUUCACUGCUGUGUGUGUUCACGGUGUGUGUGUUCACUGCUGUGUGUGUUAACACUUUGGAUGGGUUAAAUGCAGAGCACGAAUUCUGAGUAUUGGUCACUAGUCUGUAUGUCACUUCACGUUGUUGACAGUUUUCAGAUUUAGGUGUAAUCUCAGGUUCAGUGAGGUCUUUAAGAAACUUAAUGAAAGUGUAAAGCGAGUGUGGCGUUGAGCUGAUAGUUGUUGGUUUUACUUCUGCUUUCUUCUCUGCUGUUCUUUUCCGCUCGUCUUGACUGCAGUUGUCUGUCGUUUUGUUGAAGACAAGGCUUUUGGACGAUAUACUGAGACCAGAGAGCUCCUCACAAUCUCACCAGAAUGUACCGCACUUCAGCUGACAAGUACAGCUAAAUUACAAGAAAAGGCCUACAAUCUUACUGUGUGAAUCAACGAAAUAAGUUUCAGAACAAUUCUGACAGAACUUCUUUUCAAGUACAGAAACAGAUCUACAAUAACUUGCAUCCACAAAAAAAGAAGCUAAAUCUCUUAGAAUGAAUCUCUUUUUCUUCCUAUUUCUCCUUUUAUUUCUGUAAAGAGUUUCGUCUCCUCCCUCGUCUCUUCUUGAAGUGUGAAAUGACUGUUUAAACAGGAAGUGUCUGUUUUAGAUGACACCGGACAGCAGUUAUUUUUAUUAAUGUGUCAGUAUGGGCUCUGGUGCACUGCCUCUCAUUCUCUUGCUGAUGUCCUUCAUCCACGCUGGACUCACUCAAGAGAGCCCAAAAGCUGUAUUGAAGGUGACUCCAGAUGAGCGUGUGUUCAGCGGAGAGAGAGUCACUCUCACAUGUGACAUACAGGGAGCAGGACACAUUCAGUGGACAUACAGCUGGUUUAAAAAUGGAAACACAUUCUAUCCAUACACAACAACAGCAACAGAGAUCAGUUUCACAACUGAUGUGUAUUCCAGUGGUGUAUACAGCUGUAGAGGACACACAUACUCACAGAGAUCAUCAGACAUCAGUUCUGCUGUUACACUGACUGUAUCAGAUUCAUCCAGAUCUUCACUGACUGUGACUCCAGACAGUCCUGUAUUCACUGGAGAGACAGUCAAUCUGACCUGUGUGAUUGAGACUCGCAGUUACAGUGACAGUUACAGUUACAGGGGAUGGAUAUGGAGAAUUGACCAAACAUAUAACUGGAGAUAUGUGUGGGAUAAAGACAGUGUAAUGUUACAGACGUCUGGUCGUUACACUGUAAACAGAGACACUCUCACUAUCAGAGGAGUAACUACAUCUGAUCAGGGUCAGUACUGGUGUAGAGGACAGAUAAGAUCAGUCUCAUCUCAGUGGAGCUCUGUUUCUCUCUCAGUGAAAGAUUCCCCCAGAUCUUCACUGACUAUGACUCCAGACAGUCCUGUAUUCACUGGAGAGACAGUCAAUCUGAAGUGUGUGAUUGAGUCUCACAGUAACUGGAGAUAUGAGUGGUAUAAAGACACAGACAGUGUAAUAUCACAGACGUCUGAUCGUUACACUGUAAACAGAGACACUCUCACUAUCAGAGGAGUAAUUACAUCUGAUCAGGGUCAGUACUGGUGUAGAGGACAGAGAGAUCAGAGACCAAACUCAUCACAGUCAAGAUCUGCUGUUAAUCUCACUGUGACAGAUUCCCCCAGAUCUUCACUGACUAUGACUCCAGACAGUCCUGUAUUCACUGGAGAGACAGUCAAUCUGAAGUGUGAGAUUGAGUCUGAUUACAGUGACUGGAGAUAUGAGUGGUAUAAAGACACAGACAGUGUAAUAUCACAGACGUCUGAUGGUUACACUGUAAACAGAGACACUCUCACUAUCAGAGGAGUAAUUACAUCUGAUCAGGGUCAGUACUGGUGUAGAGGACAGAGAGAUCAGAGACCAAACUCAUCACAGGACCGUAACCGAAUACAUCUGUCUGUUAAUGCUUCAUCUUCUCUUCCGGUCACUGCUGUGGUUGUGGGAUCGAGUGUUUUCUUGUUGAUCUUCAUCUCUCUGCUGCUGCUGUGGAGAUACAAGAAGAACAAAGAUCAGCAGCGUAACAUUAACCAGACAUCAGUCCCAAAUCAAUCUGCAGAAUCUCAACCAGAAAACUUUCCUCUACAGUCUGCAGAUCCUGAUCAUGUUUAUGACGACGUGACUGAAGUAAAGAAGAGACACAAAGAUGAUCCAGAGACCACAGAGGUCACAUAUUCAGAGAUCUUAUGGUCAUAUGUGGAUAAAGAUGUUUCCAUGGCAGAAUCAAAUGAUGCGACAUACUCAGAAGUCAUAAAAAAAGUAAAGAAAUGCAAAGAUGCUGAUGCUGGAGUUGGUGAUACAACUUAUGCUUCUGUUAGGAAGAAGGGGUCUCUGAGUGCAGUGAAGACAACAGACGGCUAAAAGAGAUUCACAGCAGCAGACACAGUGACGCUUGCAUUGCUUAAAGGGGGUCAUAUGAUGCUAAUUUCACUUUAACAUGUUGUUCAACUUAAAUGUGUGUUGGUAGUGUGUGUACAUAUCUACUCUAUAAUGAUAAAAUCCACCCAGUGGUUUUAAUUUAAUCCCUAAAAAUAAUAUCCCCUUUUUCAAAUUGGGCCGUUCUCAGCUCCUUGUCUGUGUGAUGUCACUUGGAUGAACGCCCCUCCCACAAUAGUAGAUUGACACUAGUGUUUUAACUUAGCUCCGCCCUGAGUGACUGUCAUCAGUCCAACAUUGUUUCGCCGCCAGAGCAGAUGUCAAAAAGAAGUCUCUUAAGCGAUUGAGGUGUUUUGUUGUGGGAUAUAAUAAUGAACAUAGCAGUCUUUAUUUACUCCCGAUAUCUGAGCUGCUGAAGACACAGUGGAUUAUGUUUGUUUCUUAAGGGAAUGCGCCACGAUCAAACUAAAUGCGUUCACGCAAAUCAUUUGUUAUCCAGCUUCACCUACAGAAGAAGUGAGGACAAGCUGUUAUAAAUCUUUGCAAUCGCUGUUCCUAAUAACGUGCUAGUUAGCAAGUUUUGCGGCUAGUAAACAGUCUCUCAGAGCAGGGUUCCUCACCCCACAGUCGAGAGGGGCGGGGUCAGCAAAGCUCAUUAACAUUUAAACAUUUUUAUAAAUGCUUUUAUUUCUGCAGAACUGAUUUUGACACAUAAAAAGGGUGUUUACACUACCACUGAGAAAUCUUAACCAAAGUAUGUUAAAGACUUUUCAUUAAGACCCUAAAGAAUCAUAUCAACUUGUGGAAAAUAGGCAUCCGAUGACCCCUUAAAGAAAUUAAUCUGAGUGAACUGCUUAUGCACAUGCAUUAUUCUAUAGAGAUGUAUAUUCACUGUAUUAUCUAGAGUUAUAUGUUUUCAUCUUACUAAUAAAUGCUUGUGCUUUUCCUAAGUCAUUAAGACAGAAAAAAAAAAUUACAAAUCCACAUACAGCUUUUCACAUUCAUAUAUUUUUCAAACUUUGUUGCAGUUAAUGAAAUUGGAGUUUUAUAUUUAAUAAAUAAAAAUACAAACA
Messenger RNA from Carassius gibelio (silver crucian carp), 3737 nucleotides. Its product is annotated as leucine-rich repeats and immunoglobulin-like domains protein 1. The transcript has 13 exons. Lineage: Eukaryota; Metazoa; Chordata; Actinopteri; Cypriniformes; Cyprinidae. Gene Ontology annotation, biological process: cell surface receptor signaling pathway. Gene Ontology annotation, molecular function: transmembrane signaling receptor activity. The record is from RefSeq and is a predicted model, not a curated record. Bases 952 to 2649 code for a protein of 565 amino acids.